Molecule: messenger RNA, 2422 nt
Organism: Cornus florida
Lineage: Eukaryota; Viridiplantae; Streptophyta; Magnoliopsida; Cornales; Cornaceae
Exons: 13
Coding region: 73-1920 (615 amino acids)
Biological process (GO): attachment of GPI anchor to protein
Cellular component (GO): GPI-anchor transamidase complex
Source: RefSeq, a predicted model, not a curated record
UGACAGACCUCUGGUUCUGUUGCAUACAAGAGCCUCCAAAAGAGCUCCACCGAAGCUCGAACUGCUUCUGCGAUGGCUGAAAUCUCAGAAACUUCGCAAGACGCUUCCGACAAGAAGAAGUCGGAAAUAUCUGAAAAAUCAGAGUCCGCUUCCGACUUCGACCCCAAAACCAUGCGAAAGACCAAACCUGGAUUGAAGCGCCUCGUCCUAACUAUAACUCUUUUCUUCUCUUUCCUCUUAGGUUUGCCAUUCUUGCUGAAAUCCAUAGAGAUCUACCGAUCACCUCUCCCAUUUCGCGACAUCGAUUCACUAUCAACAUCCAUCGAAUCGAAUCCAUUGCUAUUCCCUUGUCAAUUCCAAGCAGUAUUUGUAGAUUUCGAUCAUAGAACUUCCACUAAGUUAAACGCAGAAGAAUUAGGGUUUUCAAUUCUUGAUCACAUGCGAAGAUUCACUGGCGACGAAACUGUUUGUGGUACUUGCGGUAACAAUUACAGUGUCUCGGUGACCCUAGACUCCAGUACUAGUUGUAUUCGCAACCAAAAUGUUGAUUCUGCAUGCUCUUGGAAAUGUGGCGCAUUGAAUGAAUUUAAAGUACAUAGUGAUUUGAAGGAUGAUGAGGUUCUUGAUGAAUAUUUAGAGUCUGUUUUGGGGGAAGGUGAAGAUUGUUCGGGUUUAGGUGGCAAGGUUUAUACUGUGGUGGUGGUGAAUCGGGAUGAUGAGGUUAAGGCUGUGGUUGGGAAGCAUCGGCAUGCUUGGAUUGUUGGAAAGGUUUCGGAGGUUGAUGUGGUAGAGAGGAUUGCUGAGAUUUUUGUUAAGAUCUUUGUGAAUGGUGGGAAAGAAGAAGGGGCAAUUCAUGGGGAGUUUAUGCCUGUGGGUGCUGAUGGGAGGCUUGUUCUUUCUUUCAAUUUGUUGAAUGCUGAUCCCAGCGAUUGGAUUUAUGUCUGGGAUUUUCAAAUGAUAGAUGAGAUUCUGUUGUCUCCUAUUAUUGAGGCUUUGGGAGCUGUGGCAAAUAUAAGUGUGGAAAGUCAGGUUUUGUACCACACUCCGAAGUCCUCAUUUUCUUAUUGGGAUGACAAACACGAAAGCUUCGUUUUUAGUACAAAAGAUCUGCCUUUCUUUGUAAAUUCAAAUGAGUGGCACUUGGAUACUUCCAUUGCAGCAGGCGGGCGGUCAAAGAUUUUGCAAGUUGUGGUAUACGUACCAUCUGAAAAGGAGUGCCCGCUUCUUUUACAGCUUCCAAAUGGAGAGGUUUCCAAGACAAAUGGUUUUAUUUCUCCGAUGUGGGGAGGUGUUAUUGUUUGGAAUCCCCCAGGCUGUUUGAGGGACUCAGAAAGUAUGCGUCCUCUCAGGCGUAAAAUUCCCCCUCAGGACCUUCAGAAUAUUUUUGAAGUUUUUAUGGGGCAGUUACGACAACUUUUUGGUCUUAAAUCUGACAACCUUUAUGUUGGUGCAUCCGGCACAUCCAUCAUUUUAGCCAGUGAAAGAGGCUUUACAGAAUGGGAAUUGGAUGUGUUAUCGCGGCAGCAUACUUGUUUUAACCUUGUUUCAUGUGCUACCACCCUUGGAUCACUUUCUCGACUGGUCCAAUCACUUCCAAGGAUGAUUAUCAUGGAUGAGAUAGGAAAACAGGUAAGGUAUUCUCUCCAGGAUGCAAAAUUAGCUCAAAGUAAUGCGUCUCUUGGAAUGUUGGAUGCUUCGGCUGUGUCCUCAAGGCAAGCUAGAUCAUUGGCAGAGGAUGCCUUUUUUCACCCAUCCAUAAUGUCUGUUAGCUACUUCUCAGUUGAGCAUUGCUUUGCUGUCUACUCGCCAUUCUUUCUACCAGUUUCAUUGCACGUCCUUCUUGCAACUGCGAAAGAAUGGAAAAGGUACAAGCAAGAAAGGAGUAAGUAUCUAGCAUGGAAAGCCAAAGCUAGAAUCUGAAUAUUUCAUAAAUUAUGUUGACAUCAAGCAAGGCUGUGAUAUGUGGAGUGAGAGAUGUUGAUGUCAAAUAGGCACGUUAACCAUUGCGACAUAGGGGUAUAAGCUUCUGGUGCUGCUAUUUGAAAGAUAUGAUUCAGUGUCAUCUCUUACCAUCUCUCAGAUCCAAAGAUAAUGCUGGCCGUUAUGAUUAGAAUUACUGACAGAUGUUGCCACUGUAUUUUACUUUAGAGUGGUGAAAAGGUUGGUGAACAUUUGGAUUUUAUGUGAGCUGUUGGUUUGUUGUGAAUGUAAAAACGCACCAUGUCCGUUGGAUCUUGUUUGUUACUUGGUUCAAUGGUAAGAGAUCCAUCGGAGGAUGAGAAUUUGUGCGCUGCUACAUGCAUAUCUACGGUAUACAAUUUUCAAGAAGUCCUAUAGCAACUGUAUGCAUAUGUAUUGAUAGACUCGUGACUAAUGUAAUGCCAAUUUUUGAAGUUGGAAUGCAGAAUUUUAUGAGAAGAAA